Messenger RNA from Insectozyma verbasci, 1485 nucleotides. The record is from the annotation of a GenBank genome assembly. NCBI's taxonomy places the organism in Eukaryota, Fungi, Ascomycota, Pichiomycetes, Serinales, Debaryomycetaceae.
AUGGAUCAGAGUAAUAAAUUCGUAACAAAUACACCAUUACCAUCAAUUGAACAAUUUCAAUUAGAUUUUAUUUUAAAUGACGUGCUCCGAAAUGAAUCAGAUCAAGUAAUAAAUGACUUAUUAAAAGUUACAUCAAAUUAUCAGAAUGAUUUAAGAAAAGAGAUCAAAUAUAAGCUAUCAAUUGAACAACGAAUACAAUUCAAGAAUAUAGAAAUAGCUAAAUUGUCAAAGAAUUUAAAUCAAUUGAUUCAACUGAGGAAUAAGAAAUUAAGUAAGGCUUUAUUGAAUUAUAAUAAUGAUGAUGAGAUUGAAGUUAAUCAAUUGUUGAAACAUACGAUUGAAUCAAGUAAUAAAAUAAAGGAUAUAAUAACUAGACUAAAGAAUAUUGAAAAGAGGAAAUGUAAAGAGAGUAUAGUUGUUACUAAAAGAGAAUUGUAUCCUAAUCUAUAUAAAUUGGUCAAUUUACAAACUGAAUCGCACGGCGAACAGAAUAGUGAGGUGAAUAAGGAUGUUAUAGUGAAUGAGGAGAUAAAUAAUGAUGCUAUAAUGAAAGAGGAGGUAAAUAAAGACCAAAUCGUAGAUGAACAAUUACCAACUACUGAAAUUGACGAAAUUCAAGAUCAAAAUGGACUAAAUAUAAGCUCAUCUAUUCCAAUUCAAGAUCAAAAUGAACUUAAUAUCGGUUCAUCUACUCCAAAUCAAAAGCGAAAAGAAGUUUCAAACUUAGAUCAAUCUACACCAAUUCAAGAAGCUCCUACAUCCAUGGAUCCAAUUGAGUUUGAAACAUUUAUGGCAUCAACAAUAGCUAAAUAUCGAGAACGACAACAAGAAGAAUCAGAAUCAGAAUCAGAAUCAAACCCACAAACAAAUCCAUUAAAUUUAUUAUAUUCACAAUUAAUAAUAACCCCAAUUAAAUCAUAUCCAUUUUCAAAUUUAUUAUCAAUUAAGUCAACAGCAACAGUUGAUGAAUCAUCACAAAUAUCUCAUUAUAAAAAACUUCGAAUUAAUGGAGCACCAAUAACUUCAGAAUCAUUUAAAAAGAAAGAGGACUUGUCAGAGAUAAUAGAUAAUUUGAAAAUAAUAGAUGAUGAUGAAGUAUGGAAUAGUUCAGGAUUAAAUACAGAAAAUUCAUCUUCAAACUCCUCAGAUUCUGUUUCUGAAAAUGAAAUUGAUCAAUAUUAUUCAAAUUUAGAAAUGAAUCUAAAAAGGAAGAGGAAAUUGGAAGGGAAGGAUUUAUCACCUACACCUAAACAUAAACCAUCACACCAUAUAUUAAAACCAAAACGAUCAAUUUUGAAAACUAAACAACAGAAGACACUAAAUAAGCCAGCAAUAAUUAAUCAUGAUCAUCAUGAGAUUACUCCAUUAAGUGCUGUUAAUAAUGCUUAUGGUUCUAAGACUGUUAAUGUUUUGUCUGAAUUUACUGUAUCUGGAAUAAUUACAAAUGAAGAAGAACCAAUUAAUAUAUUAAAGAAGUAUAGUUAA